AUGAAGAACAUUCAACUUUGGGCUGUUGCCCAAUUACUUCUUGGCGGCGCCGCCUUUGAGCUGGACAAAAGGGCCGACUGCCCUACGAUGGCGACGACGACUGUAUACAAGCCAAUCACAUUUUAUGUAACGGUACCUGUGCCGAAAUCCGCAGCGGGCGAACCCAAUCCAAGCCAUGAGUAUACGGAGAAGUACAGCCAAGCCUCAAGUUCUACGAAAUGUGGAGGUUCCAAGACGGCUACCACCCAAGUAUCAUCAAGUUCUCCGGACACUACAGCUGCCGCACCUGUUGCGCCCAGCAAUACGCAAGCAACUUCGUUUAACCCCACGAUUGCCAAUCCAACAGGUGAAGUUGCCACAUCUGUCGCGGUCACAAGUCAAGCGGCUACAAGUGCAGUGACUAGUCAAGCUGCUACGAGUGCGGUAACAAGCGAUGCCCCGUUUCCAUCAGGGGGUGGCACCAUUGUCAAACCUCCGGGUCCAUUCAGUGGCUAUAAGAAUGCGGUAUACUUCACAAACUGGGGUAUCUAUGGCUCCAACUACCAGCCGCAGGAGCUGCCCGUCUCAGAGCUGACGCACGUGCUGUACGCCUUCGCGGACAUCGGCUCGGACGGGACGGUCCACACCUCGGACUCGUACGCCGACAUCGAGAAGCACUAUGCAACUGAUUCGUGGCAAGACACGGGCCACAACGCUUACGGGGUGAUCAAGCAGCUGUUCCUGCACAAGAAGAACAACCGUAACCUCAAGAUGCUGCUGUCCAUCGGCGGGUGGACCUACUCGCCCAAGUUCGUGCCCGUCGCUGCCACCGAGCAGGGGCGCGCCACCUUCGCCAGCUCUGCCGUGCGUCUCAUGGUCGACUACGGCUUCGAUGGCAUCGACCUGGACUGGGAAUACCCGACCAAUGCCGAGGAGGCCCAGAAUUUUGUCCUGCUGCUGCAAGCGUGCCGCAAGGCCCUCGACGACUAUUCGUACCAGCACCAACUGGACUACAAAUUCCUGAUCACAGUCGCCAGCCCUGCAGGCCCCACCAACUACAACAGAAUGGAUCUGAUUGGGAUGGACAAGUACGUGGAUGCUUGGCACCUGAUGGCAUACGACUAUGCCGGCUCUUGGGACCCCACAACCGGGCAUCAGUCGAAUCUCUUUAAGAACACCGCCGUGCCGGACUCAACCAAGUUCAGCACCGAGGACGCGGUGCAGUACUACGAGUCCAAGGGCAUCUCAUCCCAGAAGAUCAUCCUGGGCUUGCCGCUGUACGGGCGGUCGUUCGAGGCGACGACAGGGCUGGGCACGACGUACAGCGGCGUGGGCUCGGGCGGGCCGCAGCCCGGGGUAUGGCUGUACAAGUCGCUGCCGCGGCCGGGGGCGGUGGAGAACUGGGACGACGUGGCGAAGGCCAGCUGGAGCUACGACGCGAGCCGCCAGGAGCUGGUCAGCUACGACACGGUGCGCAGCGCCCGCAUCAAGGCCGACUACGUGCUGAGCCGGCGGCUGGGCGGCGCCUUCUUCUGGGAGGCCAGCGGCGACCGCGCCGGCGAGGAGAGCCUGAUCAACUCGGUCAGCAAGAGCCUGCGAUGGCUGGACCAGACGCCUAACAACCUCCGCUAUCCCACCAGCCAGUACGACAACAUCCGCCAGGGCAUGCCUGGCCACUGA
Messenger RNA from Neoarthrinium moseri, 1659 nucleotides. RefSeq lists its product as uncharacterized. The record is from RefSeq and is a predicted model, not a curated record. The transcript is spliced from 3 exons. Gene Ontology annotation, biological process: carbohydrate metabolic process; chitin catabolic process. NCBI's taxonomy places the organism in Eukaryota, Fungi, Ascomycota, Sordariomycetes, Amphisphaeriales, Apiosporaceae. Gene Ontology annotation, molecular function: chitin binding; chitinase activity. The coding region runs from base 1 to 1659 and encodes 552 amino acids. Gene Ontology annotation, cellular component: extracellular region.